CUUUGGUAUAGGGGAAAAGUCUGUCAACAUUGUAAGGGCGAAGCAACACCAAAAUGUAUUUUGAUUAUGAAAUGUUUAAAAUUAAUUGUUAAUUGUGACAAAAUGCGUGGCGUAGUGGUCGUGUUGUCCUGUGUACUCGCGCUCGCUGCCACCAGCUCUGUCAAUUACUGCGGCGCCAAGAUGUGUGGAGGCAAGGAUACACAUACUUUCUGCCAGUAUCCAGAAGGCCCUGGUCCGAAUUGUAUUGAGUAUGUAAAAGUCCCGCUUAGAGGCCGAGAGAAGGCGAGACUGCUAGAUCGGUUUAACAGCGCCAGGCAUAAAGCUGCAGGCGGCAAUCUAAGGGGGUUUCCUCCAGCGGCGAAUAUGUUGCAAUUGCAUUGGGUUGAGGAGUUGGCUCGUGAAGCCCAGCGCUGGGCAGACCAGUGUGUUCCACCGCGCCGCGUCGAACUACACGACACUUGUCGUGAUCUAUAUUCAACGACAGUUGGUCAGUGUGUGGCGACAACGAUGGGCCCAAUUAAACGAAUCGAUUUUAUGGUCGACAAAUGGAACAGACAAGCAAUGUAUUAUAAUGACAGUAUCGAAGUCUACGAGCCUCCAAUGAACGAUAGCAAAUACUACUACGGUGAUUUUGCGCAGCUUUAUUGGGCGAAGAGUUAUAUGGUGGGAUGUGCUCGAAGUAGAUUUAAAAUAAAUUGGAAAGGUGAACACAAGCAUGUGGAUCGACUAGUCUGCAAUGUGGCCCCGGCUGGGCCAGCAGCGUACGGCCGAUUAUGGCGCUCUCAGCCACCAACUGAACUCUGUCCACAUCGUGCAGUACUAUCUAGAUCAUGGCGCAACCUUUGCGAUUACCCUGAAUCGUCUCGUGAGUUAGAAAAAGAGUUGAAACGCGAUGAACGUGAUUUAUCACGAGGAAAGAAAAGAAAACGUAAAAAGGUUCUACGCCGUAAAACUAGAGAGCUCGAAGGAAGACCAAGCUCAAGAAGAUUUGAAGAAAAAGGAGGAGAGAGAUCGAGAGAGAGAGAGGAUGGGAUAGAGGGUGGGAGAGAGGGAGGGAGAGAGGGAUGGAGAGAGGGAGAGAAAGAGGGAAGGAGAGAGGGAGGUAAAGAGGGACGGAGAGUGGGAAGGAGGGACAGAGAGAGAGAUCGAGAGAGAGAAUAUGACGAUUAUCCAGUCAACCGUGACGCCGUUCGCAACGGAAUACAAGGCGAUUUUAAUGGAUAUGAUUACAACGAAGCUAGUCGCGUCGCCCCGUGUAUGGUGUUGGUUUUAGCUUUGUCUUUAUAAUUGUUUAGGGAUAAUUUACACUGUAUUGAUAUAUUUUUUUAUUAUAUAGAUUUACCUAUAUACAAUUUUAUAGUUCAGUUUAUCUUGUUAAUAAAGUAUUUUUUUUAUCGUUUUA
Messenger RNA from Spodoptera frugiperda (fall armyworm), 1402 nucleotides. RefSeq names its product cysteine-rich venom protein-like. The transcript is spliced from 8 exons. Lineage: Eukaryota; Metazoa; Arthropoda; Insecta; Lepidoptera; Noctuidae. The coding region runs from base 67 to 1287 and encodes 406 amino acids. The record is from RefSeq and is a predicted model, not a curated record.